Messenger RNA from Macroventuria anomochaeta, 684 nucleotides. RefSeq lists its product as uncharacterized. Bases 1 to 684 code for a protein of 227 amino acids. The transcript has 2 exons. The record is from RefSeq and is a predicted model, not a curated record. NCBI's taxonomy places the organism in Eukaryota, Fungi, Ascomycota, Dothideomycetes, Pleosporales, Didymellaceae.
AUGAGAGCUGUUGUCGAGCUCGAAGCUGCCGCCGCACAACACCAAGCUGCCACUGGUCAGGCCUCCGCACAGUGGCUUCUUUCGAGUUGGGCCCUCUUCUCUUCUUGCGGUAUCAGCCCGCACGCCCUCAUUCCCACUCAGUUUGGUGCUCGCUGCCGGGUCUGCAGGGUUCUCUACAACGGUACCAACAUGUACCUACGAGUCGGUGGAAGCUUCUGCGAUGGGGAAUUCUGCGCCGGUCACAGACCAGCCGAUCACAGAUUCUCUGCGUUCGUUAGUAUCUGCUGCUGGCUGCAGAACGUCUUCAAUCAGUAUUGCAAGCACAGGCCGCCGGUCCAGCCGUGGAAGUCUCUGCUUGGCAUGACAGCUUCUGAGCUCUGGUGUUGGGAAAUCGUAAACGCCUUCCAGCAAAAAUGUAAGAACGGCUUGGUCGUUCUCGCUGGCCAUUGGCAGGCGCUGCUUCAGCAGGGCUGGUGUAACAGCCCAAUCAUCAAGAUCUGGGAAAUCAAGGUCGUCCUGCCUGCCUACUACUGCUUCAGGCACUGCGCCUUUGCGAUCCACCUGGUCGGAAACGGCUGGUGGAUCUUCGAUCCGACUAGAGUCCAGUUCGACCCGGACUGGCCUCUGCUCUCCCCCCUCAACGACUUCCCCGCGCGCACGAGGUCGAAUAUACCCUGGCGAUAG